GACAGCCUUGCUCUAAGUUUGUACGAGCUUGCCUGGAUUGCGUGAGCAUCAUCGAUCAAUGGAUGUUCGGCCCUUCCGUGCGGUAUCGGCGGAGUUCCGGGUACAUCGACAGGGCGGCGUCCCGCUGCUGCAUCUUGCAGCCCAACGCUGGGUACUUCUGCAGAAAUGCGCUGUUCUGCGACCAGAGCGGCUUUCGUCCUGUCGGCCCGCAGUGGUCUACGGGUGGGUCGCACACGGCUUCUGUUACCUCGGCUUCGCUAGACGCGAUCGCCAACGCCAAUGUCAAGCAA
Molecule: messenger RNA, 290 nt
Organism: Prorocentrum cordatum
Lineage: Eukaryota; Dinophyceae; Prorocentrales; Prorocentraceae
Source: the annotation of a GenBank genome assembly